AUGGAACCGCCGUCGUCGACAUUGCAACUUAUGGGUGAGCUUCGUGAAGAUAAGGAGGAGUUAGAGAUCACUUAUGGUGUUCAAAUCCCCGAAGAUGCCCUGUCUCUCGCUUGCAGCAUUGCCAUGAGAUACUCUGAUGUUUUAUUGGCAGCCACCAAAGAUGUGAAUUAUAAGACUGAGAAGUCAUUACCGGGACAGCUGGCAGUUCACCUCUUAGCUAAAGCAUGUUUUGAACUCAUUAAUGAUUUUGACAUGGGUGUAGAGAAUUGUUUCGACGUGUACUCACUCAUCCGCGCACAUAUUGAGUUGAAUGAAUGUAAGAAAGAAAAGGCUCCUACCAGCCAAUGCUGGAUCGACUAUGUAACAGAUGAGUACAAAGAUCUUAAGGAAAAGUGGCAUACACUCGAGGGGAAAUGGAAGCUAGUCUUGCAGUCCAGGCGGAGAUCAGAAAGAAGAACUCAAGAAGUAGAGGCACUGAAGCAUGUGCGCGUAAAUCUUCUUUCUUAUUUGCAGCAACCGGAAGUGGUGAAACCAACAGACCUUAUGCAGCUUUUUUCCCUUGUACAUGUGCUUGGCAAAGAUCAAAAUGAGCUGUUAACUAUUUACCCUUUUAUGAUAGCCAAGGUAGCGUGGUCCUUGACUGGUAUUCCAAAAUCAUGGUUACUUCAUUCUACGGAACCACUAUUUCUCCCAGAUAUUGGCCCCACAUUUGCGAAGAGGGUUGUGGGGCAAGAGCUUCCUAAACUUGCUGUCACCGGUGCCUUGACAGAGCUUGGACCUGGGGCGCACCCAAUUGCUUCGUUUCUAUUUCUUUGCCGGCCUGGUUGUGGCAGAACAGAGCUUGCUAAAGCUAUAGCUGAGCUAUUUUUUGAUGAAAAGGACAGGUUGACUGAACUCAACAUGGUAAAAUAUAAGUGUGCAGAUCAUGUAUCGGAUGAAGAUGAAUAUGACUUCCCACGGUAUGAACCGAAGUCAGAAUUUAGGGAGCAUCUCCUAGAAGCCGUGAAGAAGAGUCCUUUUGGUGUUGUCUUGCUUGAUAACAUUGAAGUUGCUCGUCCAUCUGAUGUAGACAUUUUGGUUGAAAUUUUAACCCAUGGAAGACUGAGCGAUGGGAAAGGACACUAUGUUGAUUUCACUAAGAUAGUGAUUAUUCUGACAUCAAAUGUUGUGCAAGAUCCAUUUAUGUUGCGCUGUUGCAAAUGUACUGUGAUGGUUGAAAACUGUUUUUUUAAAGACCUGGAUGAAGAUUCACCAAAUGGUGUUUGCCGUCACCUUUUGAUUCUACGAAAGGCAAGAAAGCAUUUUAGGACUGAUUUAUUUGAAACUCUGAAUGAUGUCAUUGCAUUCGAGCCCCUUUCACUUCUGCACUACAGAUGUGUUACGAGGUUGUUAUUGAGGGACAUCGCAUGCUCCAUUACAGAAAAGCGCCUCAUCAUAUGCCCAUCUGAAGCUGCAGUUAGAGCUAUAUUACUUGAUUCGGAUUUUACCCGUGAUGGCACAAAAAGUAUAAAGAGCUAUCUUCAGACCAAUGUAGAAGCUAUGCUAAAGGAUCGCCUUAAUGAGAUUGAUGGCCCGUGUGUUUUCUAUAUGGAUGCCUCCGUGGGGACAGAGGAGUUGUCUUAUUUUAGAUUUGAGAAGAUGAGUGCAUUAGAUUAUGAUCAGGAAUUAAGGGACUUCGUAAACUCUUCAAGUGAAUUAAGAUCAACAUACAAGAAAGAGAAGGUCUGGCUGCAGAAAGUUUCCAUGUUGAAACGAAGUUUUCCUGAAUUUCUGGCUAAUCAAAAGGCGGUGAAGGAUCCGGCCAAAGUUUCUAAGGUUCUGCAUAUAAUAGAUAGUCUAUUAGAAAAUGCAACUCAUGAAAAUGCCACAGUGAAUGCAUUUGGCUCCUUGGAGAAAUCUGUUGAACCUCGGGAUGAUCAAUUGGGGAGAUCUAAGAAGAUGGCUAAGAAUGGUAUCAAUGGUCUGCGGGCAUCUUUGUCCAAUCUGAUGGUAAAGGACGAAUUCAUUGGUACAGUAGCUGCCGCCUUGCUCAUGUCUAUUGAUUCUCCACCACAGGGUCUCCCAUGUAGACCUGCCAAGACAUUUUUACUGUUGGGUCUUACGGAAGUUGGUAAGGCAGAUCUUGUUAAAGGUUUAAUGGAGCAUUUUGUGAGUGAUGAUGGGAUGAGCCUACUGUUUCAAAUUGAUAUGUCCAAGCAUGAUGACACAGAGACAUGUUUCUCAAGCAUGUACACUAGCAAUGGGCAAGCGGUGAAGAUAGUGCCUUUUGGUAUUUUCCUUAUUGAUCGAGUUGAAGAUGCCCUUCCCUCCGAGUUCAAUGCUCUAAUACAACUGCUUGACUGCUGUACAAUGAGUGACGAGCAUGGACGCAAGGUUAUUUUUAGUUGCUGCAUUGUCAUGGUUGCUUCAAGCGCUGGGAACAAGGACUUCAUUGAAAAACUUGUCCUCAGGAAAUAUAGUGCCAGAUUUAAUGGGAAUGUCCUUGGACAGGAACUAAAAACAUUUAGGUUCGAAUUGCUGAAUCGAAUGGAUGAGAUGGUACUAUUCAGUUCGUUAUUUGGUGAUCAACUUGGAAAAUUCCUAAGGCUGUCAAUGGAUGGUGGAGGUGAUCUUCAUGAGAAUCCUGUAAAGGAGGCUCUUGCAUUUGAACUUGCUUUUCAGGAUUUGUUUCUGCCUGCUAAAUCUCUAUCUGAUCCACCCAGUCCACAGAACCAAGCAGAUUCUAUGUUCUAUCUUUUAAAAUGGCGUGUCAUCAGAGAUGGACUUGAAGUUAUGGACAAGAGUACCUUUUAUCGCCACUUCUUGAAUGGUUCAUCAGGGAAUAUGAAUGAGUCGGAUACAGGACCAGUAUUUCAAUUGUCACUAUAGCUUUGUCGGUAGUAGAACUUGUAUUUUGCACAGGAACUACUAAGAUUGCAAGGCAUGUAAGAGAAUUUCAAAGUUAUACUAGGUUAGAUUCAA
Molecule: messenger RNA, 2961 nt
Organism: Rosa chinensis
Lineage: Eukaryota; Viridiplantae; Streptophyta; Magnoliopsida; Rosales; Rosaceae
Product: chaperone protein ClpB1
Exons: 10
Coding region: 1-2868 (955 amino acids)
Biological process (GO): cellular response to heat
Cellular component (GO): cytoplasm
Molecular function (GO): ATP hydrolysis activity; ATP binding
Source: RefSeq, a predicted model, not a curated record